This is a messenger RNA of Rhineura floridana, 9045 nucleotides long. It is a transcript of the gene ASTN1, whose product is annotated as astrotactin 1. The transcript has 23 exons. Bases 295 to 4245 code for a protein of 1316 amino acids. Lineage: Eukaryota; Metazoa; Chordata; Lepidosauria; Squamata; Rhineuridae. The record is from RefSeq and is a predicted model, not a curated record. Gene Ontology annotation, molecular function: protein binding. Gene Ontology annotation, biological process: neuron migration; neuron cell-cell adhesion.
AGACUGAAUGCGUGAGUGAGCUGGGAAGAAGAUGCAAAGGAGGAGGAAGGCAGCCAGCACGGAGACGAAACCGCUUUCCUGAUACCCUCCUCCGCCUAUCUUUCGCUCCCUUUCAACGGCAGACAAAGAGCCUCACUCCAAACCGCCCCCUCCCCAACUCGGUUGCAUUGCAUCGCCCCAGCAGCUACCGCAAGCCCCCUCCUGGACCAAGGAUCGUCUUCCUCGCCCCCUCGGCUGCUCCUCUCUGCGCUUGUACGGCAAAGCCAAGGCGAGGUAAGGCGGAUCAGGCUCAAGAUGGCUUUAGCUCGCGUUUGCAUCUUGCUUUCUUGCUGCUGCUGCUGCCUCCCGGCCGCAUUUGCUGCUGGGGCAGCCGGCGCCGCGGGCGCAGCCGCUGCUGGGCCGGCCGAAGCGGACGGCGAUCCUUCUAAGGAGAUGGAGUGCAAGCUGAAGAGCAUCACGGUGUCGGCGCUGCCCUUCCUGAGGGAGAACGACCUGAGCAUCAUGCACAGCCCCUCGGCCUCCGAGCCCAAGCUCCUUUUCUCGGUGCGCAAUGAUUUUCCCGGAGAAAUGGUGGUGAUCGACGACCUGGAGAAUACCGAGCUUCCCUACUUCGUGCUGGAAAUUUCAGGCAACACUGAAGAUAUCCCGUUGGUCCGUUGGAGGCAGCAAUGGCUGGAAAAUGGCACACUGCUCUUCCAUAUCCACCACCAAGAUGGCACCCCCAACCUGCCUGGUUUGGAACCCACAGAAGAACCCCAGAGUGAAUCGGCUGAAGAAGAGCUGAGGAUCCUUCACAUUUCUGUAAUGGGGGGGAUGAUUGCCUUGCUACUUUCCAUCUUGUGCUUGGUAAUGAUUCUCUACACACGCCGGCGGUGGUGCAAGCGCCGUCGGGUGCCGCAGCCGCAGAAGAGUGCCAGUGCUGAGGCAGCCAAUGAGAUUCACUACAUCCCCUCAGUGCUGAUUGGGGGUCAUGGCCGCGAGAGCCUACGAAAUGCCCGGGUGCAAGGCCACAACUCCAGUGGGACCCUGAGCAUCCGAGAGACCCCCAUCCUAGAUGGCUAUGAAUAUGACAUUACUGACUUGCGUCACCACCUGCAGCGGGAAUGCAUGAAUGGUGGUGAGGACUUUGCCAGCCAGGUCACCAGAACCCUGGACUCAUUGCAGGGAUGCAAUGAGAAGUCAGGCAUGGAUCUUACGCCAGUUUUUGCCUUAAAUUCUUCCUGUUCAGGAAGUGAGAAUGCCAAGCUCUCCUUGAUGAACAAGUACAAGGAUAAUAUCAUCGCCACCAGCCCUGUGGACUCUAACCAUCAGCAAGCUACGCUGCUGUCUCAUACAUCCAGUAGCCAACGCAAGCGGAUCAAUAACAAAUCACGAGCUGGCUCUGCCUUUCUGAACCCUGAAGGGGAUUCUGGGACAGAAGCGGACAAUGAUCCCCAGCUCACCUUUUACACAGACCCAUCACGGAGCAGGCGGCGAAGUAGGGUGGGUUCACCAAGGAGUCCUGUUAGCAAGACUACCCUGACGCUCAUCAGCAUCACCAGCUGUGUCAUUGGCCUGGUCUGUGCCUCCCACGUGAACUGCCCGCUUGUGGUCAAGAUAACAUUGCAUGUUCCGGAGCACCUCAUCGCUGAUGGGAGCCGCUUUAUCUUGCUAGAAGGCAGCCAGUUGGAUGCUAGUGACUGGUUAAACCCUGCCCAGGUGGUUCUCUUCUCCCAGCAAAAUUCCAGCGGGCCCUGGGCCUUGGACUUGUGUGCCCGGCGGCUUCUUGACCCCUGUGAACAUGAGUGUGACCCUGAAACUGGUGAGUGCUUUUGCUACGAAGGUUACAUGAAGGAUCCAGUGCACAAACACCUUUGCAUCAGGAAUGAAUGGGGCACAAACCAAGGGCCAUGGCCAUACACCAUAUUCCAACGUGGAUUUGAUUUGGUGCUGGGAGAACAACCUUCUGACAAGAUAUUCAGAUUCACCUAUACUCUUGGAGAAGGGAUGUGGCUGCCAUUGAGCAAGAGCUUUGUCAUCCCGCCUGCUGAACUGGCCAUCAACCCAUCUGCCAAGUGCAAAACAGACAUGACAGUGAUGGAAGAUGCCGUGGAAGUCAGGGAAGAGCUGAUGACUUCCUCCUCCUUUGACAGCCUGGAGGUUCUUCUUGAUUCAUUUGGGCCAGUUCGGGACUGCUCCAAGGACAAUGGUGGGUGCAGCAAGAACUUCCGCUGUAUUGCAGAUCGGAAAUUGGACUCCACUGGUUGUAUGUGCCCACCCGGUCUCAGCCCCAUGAAAGACGGUACUGGCUGCUACGAUCGCCAUGUCGGUGUGGACUGUUCGGAUGGGUUCAAUGGUGGUUGUGAGCAGCUCUGUCUACAGCAGAUGGUGCCUUUGCCAGAAGAUCCAGCUUUGUACAAUAUCCUUAUGUUCUGUGGAUGCAUUGAAGAUUACAAGCUAGGCUUGGAUGGCCGAGCAUGCCAGCUAAUUUCAGAGUCGUGUCCAGAGGGUGGUGACUGUGAAGAGAGCCGAGAGCUGCCCAUGAACCAAACUCUCUUUGGGGAGAUGUUCUAUGGUUACAACAAUCAAACCUGUGAGGUGGCAUCUGGGCAGGUGCUGAAGGGGAUGUUCAGGCAGAAUAACUUUGCCCGUGGUUUGGAGCAGCAGCUGCCAGAUGGGCUGGUCCUGGCCACUGUUCCUCUAGAAAACCAGUGUCAAGAGGAACUCUCUGAACCUACCCCUGACCCAGAUUUUCUUACUGGUAUGGUGAAUUUCAGUGAGGUGUCUGGAUACCCUCUGCUGCAACACUGGAAAGUGCGCUCUGUCAUGUAUCACGUCCAGCUCAACCAGCUGACAAUCUCCCAGUCUUUUGGCAAUGCCCUCCAUUCUCUGGAUGGAGCCACGUCCCGAGGAGAUUUCGUGGCUCUGUUGGACCAGUUUGGCAACCACUAUAUACAGGAAGCUGUCUAUGGCUUUGAGGAGUCCUGCUCUAUCUGGUAUCCCAACAAGCAGAUCCAAAAACAGCUCUGGCUGGAGUAUGAAGAUAUCAGCAAAGGCAACUCCCCCUCAGAUGAGUCUGAGGAGCGUGAGCGAGAUCCCAGGGUCCUUACUUUUCCAGAGUACAUAGCCAGCUUGUCAGAAUCAGGGACCAAGCGCAUGGCAGCUGGCGUGCGCAUGGAGUGUCAAAGCAGAGGCCGCUGCCCAUCAUCCUGUCCUUUAUGUCAUGUGACCUCUAGCCCAGACACUCUGGCUGAACCCAUCCUCCUAGAUGUCACCAAAGCAGCACCCAUUUAUGAGUUGGUCACCAACAAUCAGACUCAGAAGCUGUUGCAGGAGGCCACCAUGAGUUCCCUGUGGUGCUCAGGCAGUGGGGAUGUCAUCGAGGACUGGUGUCGGUGCGACUCAAGUGCCUUCGGUGCUGACGGACUUCCGGCCUGUGCACCCCUCCCACGCCCUGUGAUGAGGUUGUCCACUGUUCAUGAACCCAGCAGCUCCUUGGUGGUGCUGGAGUGGGAGCAUUCAGAACCCCCAAUUGGGGUACAGAUCAUUGAUUACCUCAUCCGUCAGGAGAAGGUCACUGAUCGCUUGGACCAUUCUAAGGUGGAAACUGAGACGGUGCUGAGUUUUGUGGAUGACAUCAUCUCUGGAGCCAAGUCACCUUGUGCCAUGCCAGCACAGGUGCCUGACAAGCUGUCUACCACCAUCUCCUUGAUCAUUCGUUGCUUAGAGCCUGACACCACCUACAUGUUCACGCUCUGGGGAGUUGAUAACACAGGGAGACGUUCAAGGUCAAGUGACGUGACAGUGAAGACUCCUUGCCCAGUGGUAGAUGAUGUGAAGGCUCAAGAAAUAGCAGACAAGAUCUACAACCUCUUUAACGGCUACACUAGCGGAAAGGAGCAGCAAACUGCCUACAAUACCCUGCUGGACUUGGGCUCACCAAGUCUCCACCGGGUUCUCUAUCACUACAACCAACACUACGAGAGCUUUGGGGAGUUCACUUGGCGAUGUGAGGAUGAACUGGGACCCCGAAAAGCUGGCCUUAUCCUCUCCCAGCUUGGGGACCUCAGCACCUGGUGCCAUGGCCUCUUACAGGAGCCCAAGAUUGGUCUUCAGCGUACAUCACUCAAAUUCCUUGCCUGCCGCUACAGUGAGAUCAAGCCAUACGGUUUCAGUUGGUUGGAGCUGAGUCGGGACCUCAAGAAAACGUGUGAAGAGCAGAUGUUGAGUGUCCUCUACAAUGACUAUGGGGACAAAGACAACUGAGAGGAAUCAAGGAAAGAAGUCAAAGGGCUUCCUCAGAGUCAGGAGGAAGACAGGGAGUUUAUAGGCGCAGGUUGGGUGGGUUUUAUACAUGGAUCUUCAGGGCAUCGGACAGAUCACUAAUACAAUGUUUCGCCAAGGAGAAUGCACUCUUUGCAUUUGCUAACCUGGCCUGACAUGGUCAACAGACUUCCCAUAUUUGCAAGCUAUGGGACCCAGUGGGUGGUGUUCGGUAUUUUGGGUGGGGGGAAUUGCUCUGCUAAUUUUGCCAAGAGGUUCCUCAGCCUGGUGUGUGGAGGCAUCGGGGCAUGCGUGUGUGUCAUGUGUAGAAAUCCCUCCUUCACCUUAGACAAGGGUGGACAAGAGUGGCAGACUGCUCUCUUCCACCCCCAGUAGAUAUUAAACAGAAUAACCAAGGCCAAAAAAAUAAGGGAAUCUGUUUUUGGAACUGAAACAGGAAGAAAAAUGGAGACAGGUUCAAAGGAAGGGUUCAAAUGCCUGGAAUGGGUUAGAUAAAUAUCCUAAUGAUUCCAGAGGAGGGUUCGUGCCUUCUUAUGGUUCCGACCCCUCCCUGCCAGCUCUUUUCCAUGCCAUUGUAGAGAACCUUUCUAGGAUGUAGCUGGAGCUUCUCUACGUGUGGCUCCCAUUGCUGCCUUUAUGGCCUGUGGCCUGAAUGCACCAGGAUUAGCUCAGACACUGCAAAGAUGCAGAGUGGCAGGAUCCACAGUACGGCACGGGACGUUCCUGAGCUUCAAAUGCUGCAGACAAGACCAGGAUCAUAGACUAUAACAUGUCAGAAAACUGAAUUCUGCCACCAGGAAAUGAAAGUAGUAUAAAUGAUGCAAGUCGAAUUUGUUUAUUUGAUUGAAAACAUAUUUGAUUUAUUAGAUAGAAAUCUGAAAGCAGAGGGUCAAAUAAUUAAUUUAAGACAAUGGCAUCCAGCCUAUGCCAGUGAGUUGUAUGACUGUAUUGUAAGCAGUGGAACACAAACAGUGGGAAGAAGGUCUUACGGAGGUGAGCGCACCAAGAUGGGAUAAGGGUCUAUAGUCACAGGGGGCUAUGAAGAGUGAGAAAGUCUUCAGUUGCUACUGGGAACCUCUUCCCACACCUCUCCCACACCCCAGCAUAGGAGAUCUUCAUAUGGAAACAAGUGUCUGCGUGCACAACCAUUGCAGAUGGGGAUGUGCUUCUGGACACACAGCAUCAGUUGCCACAAAAACAGGGAUAUAGUUUUCAGUAGUGAUGUUGGGUACUCUGGAAACUACAUGCCUCAGAGCUCUUUGUAACUGAUAUUGCUAUGUAUGUGGGAUUUGAUUUGUUGAAGAGUUUCAUCUGUGUUUGGCUGCAGCAGCCUAGUGUCUUUCCUCCCCUCGAUAGUCUUCAGCCUGCUCUGCCAUCCAGAGGGUAGGGAUUUUGGAUGUUGCUGGACAAAUAUCCCAGGUGCAAGGAGCCUUAACACAUAUGUAGAGCCCAGCGUGCCUAAUGCCACUGCUGAGCACUCAGACACCCUGGAGCCCUAUGUGUUCCUUCCUGACUACAUGUACACAGAGAUUCAGCUAGCAUUCUGAGCCAGAGAAGAGUUUAUCAGGGAAAUUAUGAGCAGGAGAAUUUUGAAUUCUUAACUAGGUAAUAAUGGAGUACAGCAACAUAACUAGAACCAUUAAGAUUAAGCAAGGCUGACUUAGCUCAGUUUUGGCUCAUUUUUGCUUUAAUUUCCUGGUGAUGACAUGAAAAAUGGGAUGAGCCCAGAUGUCUGAGCUGUCAAAAAAGACCAAGCUGCCUCAACAGCUUUUGAUCUAGCACAAGUGGGAGAGGAGCUCAAGCGUGUGGAGGCCUCAUGGCAAAACAGUCAUGUUUCUCCACCACCACUAAUCAGAAUCUAAUGAUUCUCCUUUGGAUAUUUUGGCAGUAGGAAGUUUACUGGAUAGAAGUACUACAAAUGUAAAGCCACGGCAUGCUAUGUAACAAAGUUUGCCCAGUAACUGAAGGUGCCAUUUCAUAUAUCAGGUGCGUGUGCAGGAUUCAGAAAAGUCAGCCGUUGAAUCGAUUCAAAGUCAAAUUUUGGGGGAAAAAGAGAUGCUUCUUACAAUACCUGUGUCUUUUCCCAACGGGUGGCAAAAUGGUUCAGAGAGGCAAUUUUGAGUAGGUAAAGAGCUAGAGUAGAAAGGAUUAAGCAGCCCAUUAUCUCUCCCACAUUUCUGCCUUUUUCUUUCACAAAUGCAGUCUCUGGCAAGAGCUUUUUAUUUAAAACCAAAAAAUUGUUGGGAGACUGUUACUUGCAUCUAACAUCUAGCAUGGAACCUCAGUGUGCAGGGCCAGUGAGUUAGCCAAAGACACAAGUGCCCGAAAAGAAUAAUCCUAUAUGGUCUGCCCGUGCCCAGCAUUCCAUCUCUUGGGGCUGACUGAAUAUAAUGGCAGUCGCGCUGGAUCAGAUGAACAGUCCAUCUCAGCAGUGGUGAGGCCAGGGUAGCUCUGGGCUGGGGGUGGCACUGCCACUGUUCCCCACCCCAGUGAGCCACUGCUGGUGCAUCUCAUCCAGCAUCUUGUUUCCAGUGGUGCCCGUCAAUCUUCUGGGAAGCUCACAAACAGAAUAUAAGGGCAACCAUUGUUUGUUCCCCAGCAGCUGUCUUUUCAGAAGUACAGAAGUUGCUCUAAAUUUGGAGGUUCUUCUUACCUAUCAUAGAUAAUAUCCAUUGAUAGAGCAUCCUCCAUACAUGGAACAUGCAGAGAUAAAGGGAAAAUAUAGGCAAGAAGUUGUGGGAGAAAGGAGCAUAAAGACUUUAGUCUUGCAGGAAUUCAGUCUUAAUGUGACCAAAUCACAGGUAAUGAGAGAGAUUUUGAUGAGUGCUCUGGGGAUUAGAAUAAGUUACUUCUCCUUUUCCCUGAUGGAGUAGAUCUAGUAGACCUGUCAUCCAUUAAAAGAAGUCUUAUAAUGCAAUGCUAGCCAUGUCUACUUAGAAGUAAGUGCUACUGAAUUCAGUGAAGCUCACUCCUAGGUAAGUGGGGUUAGUACUGCAAUCAAGAAACUGUGUGAAUUUUAAUUGAAAGUAUCAUAAAUUUUCUGAUGAACAAAACAAUGGUCCAGAAAGAAAAGUGUAUUUAUUUUUAGAUGAUGCACACAUGUUGCAAGAAGCACCACCUUAGACGAAAGGUGUCGUAAAGGAGAGCAAAUGCCUGUGUGAAGACUGUGCCUCCUGCCACAAUUUUUGUUACUACUUGUACUAAAAAUAACUCUGCUGCCAAAUUGAUUGGGGCAUCUUUUUAAUAGCUCAACCAAUAAAUUGACUAAACUUGAUACUUCUAAUUUCAUGCAUCAAGUCCAUGCACAAUAUUUUGCAAGGAAAUGACUCCUCUUUUUCCCAAAUUUAUAAUCUCUUUCUCUCCCAACAUUUUUACUUUGCCAGUGCACAUCUACUGCCCAACCCCUUCUCCCAAAAUGCUAUAGCCAUUCUCCCAGGCAUAGUGAUGUGUAUCUCUUUUGUUUCUUUAUUUGUGUCAAAUUUCUGCUUGCAGAAGUUUGGGAGUUCCUUGUUGCAGAAUUCUGAUCUCUCACGCCGCACAAUGCAAGUUCCCUCUCUGAAUUGCUGAAAUAUUUCCCUUACAGUGUUGUGUUUGUUGUUACUGAUUUUGCAGGUAUCAUUCACUGGAUUUUAAAAACGUUAUAUCUUUGGGGUCAAAAGCUGACUUCAUACUAUUUUGGGACCACAGGACUCUACAUCCUGUGUCCAUUGCCACUCACAAAGAAGUCCAAUAAUUAAUGCUUAUGUUUGAUAACCAUUUAAAACCUCCUGUUAAAGUAAAACAUACUAUUUGAAUUUUUAGGUCUCCUUCAGUAAGUUCACACUAGAUUCAGUAGUGUUUUUUAAAGUGUAGUGCUUUAUUUUGCCUAUUGCACAUGGUGGACUAGACUCUACGUUCGUAAGGUUUAAGAGCAGCACACAAAAAUUGUCACCUGCAUAAGGACUGCCAACCUUUGCCAAGGCAACUUUUCCAUCCCCAACAACUUCUCUAAUCUUCACUGCAGCUGCCUCUCCCCCCCCACCCCACCCCCAGUCACUCGCCCAACUGCUGCUGCUUUUUCUUCUCACUGCACCAUCUCCCAGCUUCCCAUCCUUCAUUUCUAUGUCUCAGUCCCCAAGGACAUUAACCCAGACCAUUUCCUGUUUCUAUACUUCUCUGCUUGUGCCCCUUGAGCUUUUUCUGCUCCAGUAUGUGGCUGGGGAAGGGAGUAAGGAAGAAUCAGAGCCAAGCCUCUGUUUUAAGCCAUCUUUGUUGAAAUAGCAGAUAUGAGUUCCGCCAUCUUGGAUGCGGAUGCCGCUAUAUUGGGUUUGUUCACACAUGCUUAGGUUGGGUCAUUGAGCUUGCACAGUACAUUUCAAGAAAACGGUAUUCAUAUUGGUAUAUUCAUUAUUUUAAAAAAUUGCACCUGUCCACAAUCUGACCACUCAUUUAUUAUGUUAGGCUAGAGGGACACAAUUGAACUUAACUUAUUUCUUCUAAUUCUUUAUUUCUUCAAGAUCUGUAUUACUGUAUUAGCACGGUUACCUUUUACUUGUGAGGUUAUUUUAAUAUGAUGAUUGGAUUGGUUAAUUUUUUCUCAAAUGUCUUACAAUUCUCAUUCCUUGGUGUUCUCUUAAAAAUUGAUGCAGAGUUUUGCUGCUGUAGAUCAAUGAUGGGUGGGGCUGGCAGCAAUGUCAGGAAAGGCAGUAUUAUUGUCAUUUUAAAAACAUUUCAAAGUAAUAAUUGUACCACUCUGUAAAGUCCAGAUGACCAUCUGACAAUAUUAAAUGGUGCUGUUAGUAA